Orbicella faveolata is the source of this 871-nucleotide messenger RNA. RefSeq lists its product as uncharacterized. NCBI's taxonomy places the organism in Eukaryota, Metazoa, Cnidaria, Anthozoa, Scleractinia, Merulinidae. The record is from RefSeq and is a predicted model, not a curated record.
CAUUGCGAAAUUUCCCACUUUUAACAGCUUAGUUUGAAGAACGACUUUCACGUUUUAAUUUGCCAUUGCUGCUUUUGUCCACGCUCCCAAUCUCCUUACGAAAAUUCUAAAAAACUCUGUUUCACUCAAGGAAGACUAUGAAUUUCCUCACAUUAUCAAGUGGCUGCCUGAUUUUUCUGCUGGUGGUAAUGGUCCAAUCAUCGUCCUUGAAAGACAUCAAGAACGACAUGGAAUUCGAACAGAUGUAUCGUUCUUUUCUGGAGGAGGAGGAGGUCUCAGAUGAACCAGAAGAAUGUGACGUGAACUACGAGAAAGUAGGAUGUUUUAAAGAUAAAACGGAUGCCAGGGCGCUGUCUGUAAGAAUCUUCAGUGACCGGAAAAAUAUAGACUGGGAAGCUGGUAAAUGGGAAAAGUUUUUAAAAAGACUGGCUUGCCGCUGUGCCAAGGAAUCAAGGACUAAAGGGUACGACCAUUUUGGUCUACAGUACUAUGGUGAAUGUUGGAGUGAUCCUGAGGCCGCUGACAAGUUUGACCGCUACGGAAAAUCCGAAAAUUGCAUGGGGUUUGCAUACAAACCGUGCGAUGACGAAGACAGCAACGAAUGUGUUGGAGGUGAAAACAAAAACUACGUGUACCGCGUAGAAGAAGAAGGAGGAAGUGCAAGUGGAUUUGGGUCAGCUCCAUGAUGAAGACACUACAAUAAAAUUAAACGUCUUACCUCAAAAUAAAAACCCAUUUUGAUAACCUAUCUGUUUACUUGAUUUUAAAUCGUCAAACAAUAGAUAACGACAUAAAGCGUGAUAAAGUUGUCUUAAGGUUUCCUGAACAUUGAUAUGGGUGGGUUCUGGAGAGGACUUUGUUUCCAGUUUAA